Saprolegnia diclina VS20 is the source of this 930-nucleotide messenger RNA. RefSeq lists its product as hypothetical. Bases 1 to 930 code for a protein of 309 amino acids. The transcript is spliced from 3 exons. The record is from RefSeq and is a predicted model, not a curated record. NCBI's taxonomy places the organism in Eukaryota, Oomycota, Saprolegniomycetes, Saprolegniales, Saprolegniaceae.
AUGGUGACCUCGAAGGAGCUCAAGGCAACGCUGCGCCGGAUCCUUCCGAGCAUGGACGCGGACGUGAGUGUGGCCACGCUCAUGAAGGUGCUCGAGACCGAGAUGGACGUGAUGGACGCCGACGAGCGCAAGGCCGUCAAGACAAUGGUCAAGAGCAUCGCGCCCGACAUGCUGCAUCUCUGCAAGGGUGCUGCCUCGCCACCCGCCAGCGACAACGAAGAUGACGACGUUCCGCCGCGGAAGAAGUCGGUCGCCAAGAAGACAGUGGCCAAGAAGACGGCGGCCAAGACGGCCAAGCGUGUCGUGCAAGACUCGGACGACGAGGCCAGUGGCAGCCAAGGCGAGCCAGAGCCGUCCGAAGACAGCGACGUCUCGGACGCACCGCCCUCGAAACCCAGCAAACACCGAGUCCUUGCCAGCGAGAGUGACGACAGCGACAGUGCAACGCCCGUCAAGAAACCCGCCACGAAGAAGCGUGCCAAGGGUCGCCGGGCCGCGUCUUCGGACGAUGAGUCGUCGCCCGCGCCCAAGAAGCGCAAGACGGCAGUCGCCAAGAAGCCCACCGCCGAUGCUGGGUGGGCCUCGGACGGUCUCGAGCAGCUCAAGCUCCUUGCCCGCACCGCCGGCGUCCUCGCGCCGGCCAUCUACAAGAAGAUUCGAGAGGCGCCGAGCCUCGACGCCGCCGAAGACAUUGUGCGAGACCGCUUGGUAGCGGCCAACGUGCGCUGGCAAGGGCGGUACCCUGGCAAGCACGACGUGGCCGCCAUGAAGCGCAAGCGCGACCUGGCGCGGGAGUUAGACGGGAUGGACACGAGCUUGAUCAUUGACGAAGGGCCGCGCCGGCCGCGCCGCGAAUACGUCGAGCCACCGAGAAAAGCCGCCUUGUCGCUGGGCGACGACCAGCUCCGAAGCGUCCUUUACGCUCCAUGA